This is a messenger RNA of Oncorhynchus keta (chum salmon), 3070 nucleotides long. Its product is annotated as sialic acid-binding Ig-like lectin 7. The transcript is spliced from 9 exons. The coding region runs from base 241 to 2016 and encodes 591 amino acids. The record is from RefSeq and is a predicted model, not a curated record. Lineage: Eukaryota; Metazoa; Chordata; Actinopteri; Salmoniformes; Salmonidae.
GGCUGGGCGGUAUGCUGUACAGAGGGACUUCCUGGAUGCAGCAUCAGGUUAGAGGGAGGAGUAACAGACUGGGGACAUGAAGUGACAGUUCACACUCAUCAGAGACUCACACAUGGCUCACAGUCAACAAGGAGAGCACACAGAGAGAGACCUGUGGACACAGACAAGGGGACCAGAGAAAGAGGUGAAAGAGGACAGACCCUGGUGUUGUGGUUGAUUCAUUGAGGCAGUGGAGACAGGAUGUGGGUCCUCAUUUUGGCAGCUCUACUCUUCUCUCUGACAGAGAGAGCAACAUGUCGAAAACUGGCAGCACCACCAACAGCAUCAUCCUGGACCAUCACCUUCAGUCCAGCAGAAAUAACAGCAGAGAAGGGACUAUGUGCUGUUAUUUCAUGUACUUUCACUCACCCUGAUAACAUCAAGCCUACCGCUGCAAUAUGGUUCAAGUGCCCUACAAAGGGCAAAUGUGAUAAGGAUAAAAUCAUAAUGUUCCACUCCAAAAAACCCUCUCAAGCUCAGGAGGGUUAUAAACAGAGAGUGUCUCUACUGGAGACUGAUCUGACAAAGAAGAACUGUAGUGUGAUCAUCAACGACAUCAGAGAGAAUGAUGCUGGAGAGUAUCAAUGCAGACUUCCAAGUUCACAUACAUACUCGAAGAAAGUGAACAUCACAGUGAGCGCUCUGACCCAGAAGCCCUCGGUGUUGACUCCUCCUCUGACAGAGGGAGAACCAGCUACUCUGACCUGCACCGCCCCGGGGAUGUGCUCUGGAACUCCUCCUAACAUCACAUGGACAUGGAGAGGAACAGGAGACAACAUCACUGAGCUCAGAGACAACAUCACCAUACAGAUGAGAGAGGACCUGACCACUGUGACAACAACCCACUUCUCAACGUUGACCUUUACCCCCUCAGCUAAGCAUCACGGCACCAACGUCACAUGUCGGGUGACAUUCAAUGGCCGCAUCACCACUAAGAAGACACUGACAAUGAAUGUGGCACAUGUGAAGGAACCCAAGAUCUCUGGCUGUAACACAGUGAGAGAGGGUGAUACCAUGUAUCUGACCUGCAGUGAUGACAGCUACCCACCAUCAUCAUCUAACAUCACCUGGAGUAAGAAGGGGACAACAGCUUUGGAACGGAAUAACUCUGGACGGGCCACUCUCAUCAUCUCUAACAUGACAAGAGAACAUGCUGGGGAGUACGUGUGUACAGCUCAACACCACAGUAGAUCUCUGACGGCUUCCACUGUUGUCACUGUGAUGUUGAACAGCACCAUCAGCCUGCCUGUCAGAAACCACACCAAUACCACUAUGGAGUGUGUCAGCAGAAAUGAAGCGGGCAGAGUGAGAGAGGUGCAAGUCACCCAAAUAGGAAAACAAGAAGAGGAUGUGUCUAAAGACAUCAUGGCUUUGCUGUCGGACCUAAAACUGAUUACUGCAUUUGUGGUUGGUGCAGCCCUCUCAGCCACCAUCUGUUGUAUCUUCCUGUGUUUGACAGGGAAACGUAAAAGACGCAAAGAGAGGAUCCCAAAGGACUCAGACUCCAAAAGCCCUUUCAUGAACCUGGAGAUGGUGACAUGUGAAGACCAACAGAUGGAUGCAGGACAGGCUGUGGGGGGCAAACAGACCCCUCUGCAGGUGGAGCUGAGGGAGGGAGAAGAAAACGGAGGGCCCCAGACCAGUGGAGCCGUAGGGAAAUCUACCACAGGGGGAGAACCAAAUGAAGUGGACUACGCCAGUAUCAACUACUCCCUGCUGAAGAAGAAGACUCCUGAGGAGGCAGAAAAGAAGACCACCACCACAGAGACAGACUACGCCGAAAUCAAACGACAGAAGAAGAAUGAGGCGGAAGAAGAUGGUGGAGAGGGGAGUGGUGUGAUGGAAGAGGUGGAAUGGGAGGAAGGGGAGGAGAUUGUAGGGAAGGAAGAGGAGAAAGAGAACGGUAAGCCAUUACGAGAGACAGAUGAGGAUACAGCACUUUACUCCAACAUCAAGGCUAUAAUGGGUGGAGAGUGACACAGCAACAUGGGAAAUAGUGCACAGUACUAUGGCUUCUAAUAUACAGCACUGCGGUGUUUUCUCAUAUUCCAGAUUGAAUGUUUUAUGAUGAUAGAGACUUUGUUUAACUGAAACUACUGUAGGAAAUAGUUUUGGUAAUUCUUUCUUUUUCAGCCUUGUCUAAUGUAAUGUUAGUUUUGUAAUGAUUCUGUUUUUGUGUCACCAUGGAAGGACAUGGUGUCUCCUCUGAUCCUUCAUGUUUUUGUAUUUUGAUUUAACCCCUAUAUAUUUAAAGCCUAUAUAUUGAGGCACUACCUUACUUUUAAUGUUUGUGUGUAUUUUAGUUGUUUGCUAUCUGCUGAUGCUUUAACUGUCUUGUAGCAUGAUUUACUACAGUACCCAUAAUGCUCUGUAUCAAUAUACGGUUUCAUCUUGGUAAAGACAUUCCUAAAGCUAACACUAUGGUGUCCCGUCUACUUAUUAAUACAUUAGAGGAGGCUGGUGGUAGGAGCUAUAGGAGGACAGGUUCAUUGUAAUGGCAGGAAUGGGACUGCAGGGUAGCCUAGUGGUUAGAGAGCGUUGGACUGGUAACCGAAAGGUUGCACAGAUCAAAUCCCCGAGCUGACAAUCUAUCGUUCUGCCCAUGAACAAAGCAGUUAACCCACUGUUCCUAGGCUGUCAUUGAAAAUAAGAAUUUGUUCUUAACUGACUUGCCUAGUUAAAUAAAUACUUGAAACUGUAUCAAACAUAUGAAAACCACAUGUAUGACUGUGUUCCAUUAAUUCCAUUCCAGCCAUUAAAACAAGCCUGUCCUCCUACAGCUCAUCACACCAGCCUCCUCUGUAAUACAUGGUGUCAGAAAUUGGAUGUCUAUUUAUUAUCUCCACAAAUUGUAUUCGACAGUGAUUACACAGAUGGUGUGACUGCAGAGAACAGUAGAGGUUUUCUAUAGAACUCAUCCAGUUCCUUCACCGUGUAUUCUAUGUUGACAUAAUCAAAAUGUAUAUGUUCACGAUCAUUGUAAAUAAGAAUUUGUUCUUAAUUGACUUGCCUAGUUAAAUAAAUGUUCCAU